AUGAGAAACUAUAUAAACAUCCCAGGCUGGAUCAGCAAUUACUGCACCAACCAUAGGACUGCGAACGGUAGUUUCCUCAGAGCAAUCAUGCACUACUCCGCAUUGUGCACUCUGAGUCUCUUGACGUGCUGCCUCGCUUUUCCACUGCCCCGGGAAGCUGGAAAAAUGAAUGACCAACAAUGGGGAAAAGCACGGGAAUAUCUCAAAAACUUCUAUUCAUAUGAUCCUGAAGCACGAAUAAACAGUUUAGAAGACAAAAUAAAAGAAAUGCAAAAAUUCUUUGGCCUUCCACAAACAGGAAUUUUAAACACCAAUACCAUGGAAAUAAUUCAGAAACCUAGAUGUGGAGUACCUGAUAUUGCAGAAUUCCGUUUGUUUCCUGGGAGACCCAAAUGGCUUUCCAAAGUGGUGACCUACAGGGUUGUCUCUUAUACUCAAGACCUGCUGCCAUCAACAGUGGAUCAUUUAGUAGAGAAGGCUCUUGACAUGUGGAGCAAAGUUUCAACACUGACCUUCAGGAAAGUGAGGAGAGGAAAUGCAGAUAUUAUUAUUGGUUUUGCCAGAGGAGUUCAUGGGGACUACAAUCCAUUUGAUGGACCAGGAGGAACCCUGGCUCAUGCAUUUGCACCAGGAGCAGGAUUAGGAGGAGAUGCUCACUUUGAUAAGGAUGAACAAUGGAGUGAUGGCAGUACAUUAGGAAUUAACUUUUUAUUUGUUGCUACUCAUGAACUUGGCCAUUCCUUGGGACUAGGUCAUUCUUCUGACCCUGACGCUGUGAUGUACCCUACCUAUAUCUCCAAAGACCCAGAGGACUUCAGUCUGUCACCGGAUGACAUCAGAGGGAUUCAGAAACUUUAUGGUGAGGAAAGAGAAGAUAAUUUCAGAACAGUUACAAACUUAAUAGAAAAAUACACAUUCAACAGACUCUACAUUCCUGCUCUACCAAAGCGUUUUUAUUUUAUCAUGAAAUCCUAUGACAAUUGA
This is a messenger RNA of Trichosurus vulpecula (common brushtail), 984 nucleotides long. It is a transcript of the gene MMP7, whose product is annotated as matrix metallopeptidase 7. Gene Ontology annotation, molecular function: zinc ion binding; metalloendopeptidase activity. The record is from RefSeq and is a predicted model, not a curated record. Gene Ontology annotation, biological process: collagen catabolic process; extracellular matrix organization; proteolysis. The transcript is spliced from 6 exons. Lineage: Eukaryota; Metazoa; Chordata; Mammalia; Diprotodontia; Phalangeridae. Gene Ontology annotation, cellular component: extracellular matrix. The coding region runs from base 1 to 984 and encodes 327 amino acids.